UCGCCGUCUCUUUCUCCCCAAUCUCGCAACAGAGAAGACUAAGAGAAGCCACCAAGAUCCCAUCUAUAAAUACCACCACCGCCGGUAAUCUUCCACCUCGCCUUCGUCUCCGCCGAUUUGUCUCCACCCACCCACCUCACUCCUCUCCGCCGGCCGGUCCAUUCAGAGGCACGAAAUGGCCGUGACGGAGCUGCCGGAGGCCGGGUCAUCCCCGCAGGAGCAGGCGACGGAGGCGACGGCGCCGCCCAGGCCCGGCCUGCGGUACAACUCGCCGCUGGUCCAGGUGUCGCUGAUCGGGCUGGUGUGCUUCUGCUGCCCGGGCAUGUUCAACGCGCUGUCCGGGCUGGGCGGCGGCGGGCAGUUCGACCACACCACGGCCGACAACGCCAACACGGCGCUCUACGCCUGCUUCGCCGUCUUCGGCGUCCUCGGCGGCGCCGCCCACAACCUGCUCGGCCCGCGCCUCACGCUCCUCCUCGGCACCCUCACCUACCCGCUCUACGCCGCCUCCUUCCUCUACUACAACCACCGAAAGUCACAGGUUUUCCCCAUCACGGCCGGCGCGCUCCUCGGCGCCGGCGCGGGCCUGCUCUGGGCGGCGCAGGGCGCCAUCAUGACCUCCUACCCGCCGCCCAACCGCCGGGGCAGCUACAUCUCGCUCUUCUGGUGCCUCUUCAACCUCGGCGGCGUGCUCGGCGGCCUCCUCCCCUUCUCCUUCAACUACACCCGCACGGACGCGGGCAGCGUGAACGACGCCACCUACGCGGCCUUCAUCGCCUUCAUGCUCCUCGGCGCCGCGCUCACCUUCCUCGUCCUGCCGCCCGCCAGGAUCGUGCGCGACGACGGCACGCGCGCCACCAGGGUGACCUACUCCUCGGUGUCCACGGAGGGGUGGGAGAUCCUCAAGCUGUUUGCCAACUGGAGGAUGCUGCUCAUCCUGCCGGCGGCAUGGGCCAGCAACUUCUUCUACACCUACCAGUUCAACAACGUCAAUGGCCUCCUCUUCACCCUCAGGACCAAGGGCCUCAACAACGUCUUCUACUGGGGCGCGCAGAUGCUCGGCUCCGCCGGCAUCGGAUACUUCCUCGACUUCGGCUUCGCCAGCCGCAGGAAGAGGGGCCUCAUGGGCGUCGCCGCCGUCGCCGUCCUCGGCACCGCCAUCUGGGCCGGCGGCCUGGCAAACCAAUUGAGGUACCUCGACGGCACCUUCCCAGACCAGAUCGACUUCAAGGAGGGACGCCGCUACGCCGGACCCUUCCUGCUCUACUUCAGCUACGGCCUGCUCGACGCCAUGUUCCAGAGCCUCAUCUACUGGAUCAUCGGCGCGCUCGCAAACGAUACCCAGAUACUAAGCAGAUAUGUUGGUUUCUACAAGGGGGUGCAGAGCGCUGGAGCGGCGGUGGCAUGGCAGGUGGACACCCACAAGACGUCCCUGCUGUCGCAGCUGAUCGUCAACUGGGGGCUGACCACCGUCAGCUACCCGCUGCUGGCCGUCCUGGUGCUCCUGGCCGUGAAAGACGAGGACUACUCCGUGUCCAACGUCGACGACGCCGGCAAGGAGAAAGACACCAAGAUGGCCGCGCCGUCAAGCUUCCACUGAGGAGAGCUCGCUAGUGUUUUCUCAGUCCUUCAUCAGCGUGUUCGUCUGCAGCGAUCGUCUUGCGAGUGCAGUGGUGCAGGCGCGAGUGCUCUAGCUGCUCGAUCGCCGCGCAAUCUUCGCGUCCUGUCAGAUUGUUAAUCCGGUGUGUGAUCUUCGUGUUGUGUCCAACUGUUACUCCAGUGUGUGUAUGUGUGUGUGUAGUUCAUGGCGGCGGUGGUGGUGUUCAUUGGUAACAUCAUGUGAUAAUUUUUUCUCUGUUUUCAUUGCCUUCGGUCCACUUAAAUUAGCUUCAGUAAAUGGUGACAGUACAGAGAAUACAGUUUCGUUGCUUGCUCAA
Hordeum vulgare subsp. vulgare (domesticated barley) is the source of this 1937-nucleotide messenger RNA. RefSeq names its product UNC93-like protein 1. Lineage: Eukaryota; Viridiplantae; Streptophyta; Magnoliopsida; Poales; Poaceae. Bases 176 to 1600 code for a protein of 474 amino acids. The record is from RefSeq and is a predicted model, not a curated record. The transcript is spliced from 2 exons.